Diversispora eburnea is the source of this 620-nucleotide messenger RNA. NCBI's taxonomy places the organism in Eukaryota, Fungi, Glomeromycota, Glomeromycetes, Diversisporales, Diversisporaceae. The record is from the annotation of a GenBank genome assembly.
CUGUGGCGGAAAGAUCAAAAUUAUCCUUUAAUUUAAAUACUCAACGAAAAAUUAAUAUACAAAGAUGUUUAUCAUCUUGUGAAGAAUUGGAUUCUAUGCAAACUAUUGUCGUAGCCAAUACAUGGACUGAUAAAAUUGAUUAUGAAUUUACCACCGAUUCUAAGGCUUUUACUUUAGGUGAUAGAAUACCUAUACAUGUGGCCUUAAUGCCUUUACAAAAUAAAUUAUCGAUCGUUCGAUUUAAUUGUAAAUUAAUUGAACAUAUUACUUAUCAAAUCGGAACUCAAGUUAAAGAAGAAAAUCUAAUGAUUCGUCAAUAUCAUGACAUGAAAAUUGAUUUCAAUCAAAUUUGGAAUAAAACUUUUGAAUUCAUUUUACCUAAUACAAUAUCUUCAUGUCGUUAUGAUUCUCAAAAUGAAAUUAUCAAAAUACAACAUAAAUUGAAAUUUAGUGUCAUAUUUAAUAAUGGCGGUAAUAAGAAAGAUAAGAAUAAUUUAGAAAUAAAAGCUACCCUGCCAAUUAUAAUCACUCCAUUUUCUUCUAAUAGUGAUCCUUCUUCUAUACCUGCUCCUCUUGCGGAUUCAUUAUUACCCCCUAUUUAUAAUGACCAAGUUAUAUGA